AUGCCUAUGCCUACGCUCGAGCGCCCAUUCGGGGUGCACCUCUGGCCAUACUUUAGCAAGGGCUUCACGGCCGUCACUGGCAAAUCCCCAGCAGACUUCCACCUCGUCCCAGGUGUCACGCCCAUGACCACGCUGCAAGGCACGGUCGUCUCGCUGUGCACUUACUACGUGGUGAUUCUGGGCGGCCGCCAGCUGAUGAAGAACGUGCCUGCAUUCAAGCUGCAAACGCCGUUUAUUAUCCACAACUUCAUCCUCACCCUGAUUAGCGGUGGGCUACUGGCUCUGUUCCUCGAACAGAUGCUGCCGACUCUCGCGAAUGAUGGGGUGCUGCAUGCAAUCUGUGAUGCCCGCGGAGGCUGGACUGAUGAACUAGUUGUUCUCUACUACCUCAACUACCUAACCAAAUACCUCGAACUCGCCGACACGGUCUUCCUCGUCUUAAAGAAGAAGCCACUCACCUUCCUCCACACCUACCACCACGGCGCAACAGCCCUCCUCUGCUACGUCGAACUGGUCGGGCGCACGUCCGUGUCCUGGGUGCCCAUUACACUCAACCUGACCGUCCACGUCGUCAUGUACUGGUACUACUUCCAGAGCGCGCGCGGGAUCCGCAUCUGGUGGAAGCGGUAUAUUACCAUUUUGCAGAUUUUGCAGUUUGUGAUCGAUAUUGGCUUCAUCUACUUCGCCUCCUACACGUACUUUGCCUCGACCUAUUUCCCCUGGGCUCCCAAUGCGGGCAACUGCAUGGGCGAGGAGUACGCCGCGGGCUUCGGGGUGUUUAUCAUCAGCUCGUACCUGCUGCUCUUCAUCUCGUUCUACCUGACGACGUACAACGCCAAGGCGCCCAAGCUGUUUAAUCAGGCGUCGCGCGCGUCGAGGGCGCUGUCGGCGUCGGCGUCGGGGCAGCAGAAGAAGGGUCUGUGA
This is a messenger RNA of Aspergillus calidoustus, 924 nucleotides long. The record is from the annotation of a GenBank genome assembly. Lineage: Eukaryota; Fungi; Ascomycota; Eurotiomycetes; Eurotiales; Aspergillaceae.